This is a messenger RNA of Enhydra lutris kenyoni (northern sea otter), 3044 nucleotides long. RefSeq names its product WD repeat domain 88. The record is from RefSeq and is a predicted model, not a curated record. Bases 1 to 1446 code for a protein of 481 amino acids. The transcript has 11 exons. Gene Ontology annotation, molecular function: protein binding. NCBI's taxonomy places the organism in Eukaryota, Metazoa, Chordata, Mammalia, Carnivora, Mustelidae.
AUGGCCUCCCAACCGCCGUCCGCCCCCUUGUGCUCGGAAUCCCUGGAUGAUGACCUGAAGACAGUGUCCGAGCUGCGUAGAGUGAAGCUGCCCUCGAUGCCCUCCAGCGACCUUGAGCCCCUCUUCCGCAAGCUGCCGGCUGUGAUCAGGGCCUGUCGCCGCUUCAAGCUGUUGACUUUGGAGGCGCGCCAGAACCGGCUGCUGGCUCCCCUUGACCCCCUAGAGGUCAGCAAGGACUCUCCACCACCCGAGGAGCACCCGAAGUCUGAGAAGAGGUUCUGGGGUGACCAGGAGACCCUCUCCAAGAUCCCAUUUAAAAUUCUGAGGGGACACAAGGACCUUGUGAGCUCCUGUAGCUUCUGUGUGGAUGACACGAAGUUCCUCAGCUGUUCCCAUGACAGUACCCUGAAGCUGUGGGAUGCUGUGGAUGGCUUCGUUAUUCGGGAUUUCGAUCAUAAGCCCAAAGCUCCUGUCUUGGAGUGCAGCGUGACGGCUGACAGCAGAAGAAUUAUCACAGCGUCCUACGACAAAGCGGUGAAGGCUUGGGACCUUGAGACAGGCAAGCUGCUGUGGAAGAUCAAUUAUGAAACCUUCAUAGCCUCCUGCAAGGUUUCUCCUGAUGGCAAAUAUGUGGUCUCAGCCUUGGACGUGGACCGGGCCAUCUGUAUAAUGGAUGUAGAAAACGCCACCACCGUGUCAUACAUCAAAAAUCAUCACAACCGGUCUCUCACAGCAUGCUGCUUUGACCCCGACAGCCAGAAGGUGGCUUCUGUCUCACUGGACAAAAGCAUCAAGAUCUGGGAUAUUACAUCCCAGGCCACGCUGCUUACCAUCACCAAGGCACAUUCUGGUGCAAUCUCAAACUGCUGUUUUACCUUCAGUGGCCAUUUCCUGUGUACAAGCUCCUGGGAUAAAACCUUAAAAAUAUGGAAUAUCCAUACGGGGGAGUUUCGGAACUCUGGAGCCUGUGUGACUCUGAUGAAGGGCCAUGAAGGAUCUGUGAGCUCCUGCCACUUUUCCAGAGAUACCUCUGUUCUCGUGUCUGGAGGGUUCGACAGGACUGUGGCUAUCUGGGAUGUAGGAGAAGGCUACCAGAAGAUCUCCUUGAAGGGCCAUAGUGACUGGGUGACAGACGUUGCCAUUAGCAACAACAAGAAAUGGGUCCUGUCUGCUUCAAAGGACAAAACCAUGAGACUAUGGAAUAUUGAAGAAAUUGACGAAAUUCCUCUGGUAAUCAAGUGCAAAAAGGCCCUGGGCUUACAGGUGAAACAGUGUGAAGUAUGCGACAGGCCUUUCUCCAACUAUGAAAGUGACAUCUUUUCUGAAACUGUCACCAAAUGUGUGUUCUGCCGGAUGGAUGCAAAAGGCCCGUUAACAGAGGCCUCAUCAUCAUUAGGAGGGGAAGACUCAUCGUCACAGGAGUGCAGCCCGACCGCCAAUGACUGAUGCUCACUGGGCUUGCUAACUGACUUGAGCGUGGGUCCCCCGUGAAGCAGGUUUUGGGGCUCUGAAGGAACCUUUCUCUACGGCUGGACCCAGCCCAGGUGAGCGUGUCAGACUGGGGCAGGGGCACGGCCUCAGCUCCACAGCCCCCUUGGGGAUCAAACACUGUUUUUAGAUUUCAUGCAGAAUAAAUCUCGAUUCCUUUAGAAAACAAGUGUGCAUGUCAAUUCUAGAAGCACUUUUGCUGCUCCUAAGCUUUCAUGUCUUAGUGUUCAUUCCGUCUCCUUUUACGAACACAUUCUGGACUCUGGUGUUGCGCUGUGAGGCAGCCAGGCCAGCACUCACAGCUCCUGAGGAAAGCUUGGUCAAAUGAACAGGAAGAUAUGUGGGACCCCUCUGCGGAGGAGGCAAGGCACUGUGGGUACGUCACUGGCUAGUGCUCCCAGAUGGCCAUCGACUCGGCACAGGAAGGUCAGAGGCAGGUGGGUGGAGGGCACUGCCAUCACAGAAUGUUGCAUGCUCUCCACCCCAGACUUUUCCAUUUCCAGAAUGCCCAGGCAGAUGUACAGUCCUCCCCUGCUUCCACAGUGCAUCCCACACUGCACAAAUCAAUUACUUCGGAAGGCACAAAGGUUUCAGUUAACAGACAGGAAGGGCUUCCUUUCCCAUCUGGUAUGGCUCACGCGAUUUCUGUCAAUCAGGAGUAUGCCCCUUGGUUUGUCUUAAAAACUUAACUGCAGGCCUGGUUUAUUUCAUGUCAACUGACUGGCAUCCCAUAACUGUCCAGGGGCACCAGAAGCUGGUCACUAUUUGGGCAGGUCCUGCUGCCCUCCUCAGUCAUCACCCUGGUGACUGGUCAGACGGGCUGGCUGUUCAGAUGUCUCCAUUUAUUCACGUCCAUGAUGGAUGAACAUGUCAGAGUUCCACUCUGCGCCCUCCCAGCAACCGGGCUGUCUUUGAAAGGGAAGUCCCAUUGCUAAGCAGUCUCCCUUGCCCCGAACAGAUACGUCCCCCUCUCCGCUGUGGGGUGCGGCCGGGCUGCAGGUGCCAACAGCGCCCCACUGAUGGGCACACACGUGGCUUCUCGGGUUUUGCUAUUGCAGGUCACUCCAGUGACCGGGCCCGUGCAUCCCUACUUGCAGAAACUUACAUUUCCGUGUUCGAGGCUCUCCGGCCGGAGGCGCCGUUGGGUGAAGGGGGCAGCCGCGUUUGGUUUUGUCGUUGCUCGCAGGCCCUCUAACGAGUGUUGGGACGAGGUGGCUGCCGCGUCCGGGAGAGGAGACCCAGAAGCAGCAGGCGGGAGGCUUGGGCGGGGAGGUCCCCGCUUGCUUCUGCAGCACAAACCUCCCCACGGGCGGCGUCGGGGGCCCCCUCGAAGCUCCCGGCCCCGCAGGGCAAGCUCAGGCGCCCGCGGUGUCCUGGGAGAAGCGGCACGACGGAAGAGCCGGUCUCGCCAGGCGGCUGGAGGCGCCCGCAGGGCGGGAAGGGCCGCCGACCCCGAGGGCGUCCCCGGAGCGCCGCCGCCUCCCGGGCUCAGGGCGCCGGAGCGAUCACUGCACGGCGUGGUCACCGCGGAACCACCGCGGGGUGUGAGCCUGACC